CCUGACGCGCUAGCUACAGCAGGCAAUUACAGCAGCGACGUACCGAGGGAGGGUGGCCACCGAAACUAAUCAAAAGGGCCGUCCAGCACCUGAACCAUCAAUCGGGUUUGGGAGUGAAGGCGAUCAAUCAGCCUGCGGUUAACCUUCGGAAGAAACGCGGAAGCGUCAUUCACCGUCAACGUGUUUUUGAGUUACUAUCGGUGACAACAUGGCUGAGUGUAACGUUAGCAUCGACAUGAAUAAACUACCUGGAGUGAAAGAGGUGUGCCGAGACUUUGCCGUGCUGGAGGAUCACUGCUUGGCCCACAACCUCCAGGAACAAGAAAUUGAAAGCCACCUGGCGUCUAACAUCAACAAGAGCCGUCUGGUACAGAAGGACCUGCAGGUCGCCAAGAAGCUGCAGCAGGAGGAGGAUCAGAGGGCCAAAGUAGAGAACAAGAAACAGUACAACGAAAUUGAACGCCAAGAUAAUGAGAUCGCCCAGGAGAUUCAGGAAGAACUGGUCCGACAGGCAGAACAACAGAGGCAGCAGGAAGAGAAGGAUGCGGCGAUUGCUCGUAAGCUGCAGGAGAAGGAGAUGAAAGAAGAAAGGAAGAGACAGAAGCAGCUGGAGGCAAACUUCGAGGAGGAGUACUUUGAGGAUCAUGGAGCUGCAAGACGACCUCUCGACUUGGACAAACCCAGCCGCUACAAAUCCCCUGGACAAUAUGACACAUAUGCUCCAGUGAGCUCACACCGGGAGUACUCCCCUGAUUACAGCUCCACAGAGCCCAAAAGAAGCAGGUAUCCAAAACAGGACCCAGCAGCACCCCACAGCCGCUCCAGAUACCCCGAGCACUAUCCCGGGGCGGAAGGAGGCCGAAGCAGGCAUGCAGAUCCAUACCCAGAGCACCUUCUGCCCUCCAGGGGAAAGCAUUGGGACAGGUACCCAGAUUAUGAGCCUAUAGAGAGUGAGAGAGAGAGAGUGGUUAGGAGGAAGGAGAGACCAGACAGGCCCCCUCCACCACAGAGCCAAAUAGAAAGAGACAAGGGAGAGAGGGACCGGCAUCGAGACAGAGACAGGGGCAGAGAUGUGGAAUGGGAGAGGCACAUGGGAAGAGAUCACCGGAGAGACAGGGAGCAGGACUUAAGAUCAGAAAGAAGAGAGCGGGAAAGAUCGAGAGAUAGAGGACAUAGUGGAGACAGACAGAGAGAGAGAGACAGGCAAAGACAGAAAGACAGAGAGAGACGAGCGAGGACCAGGAGCAUGGAGAGAGGACUGGAAGAGGAGCCUGGGCACAGCAGGGACUGGCCCAGAGUGGCCAGGGCAUCCUGGGAGGAGGAGGGGGAUGAUGCUGAGAGGGAGAGGAGGGCCAGGGGCCGGCCAAGGGUCCACUCGGGCCCCGAAGAGGUGUUCGAUGAGCUCAGGGGUGACUCCAGGGAGUUGUGGGACCCUCGCGUGGGGGAAGGUCCCAGCAGGGAGCACACCAAUACUCACCCCAGCGGAGACACAGGUCGUAUUGUGCAUCGAGGGAGUGGAGCUGUAGUAGCAGAAACCGAGUAUGGACUGAGUGAAGCCACUAAAGGGCUGACAAAACUCGAUCUUCGUGAGCAGGAGCUGAAGGACAUGGAGGUGGCCAGGAUGCUGCAGGAGGAGGAAAUCAAGGCGAGCAAGAUGCAUGUGCGUGCAGCACAAGUGGCACAGGACGAGGAAAUGGCCCGCUUGCUGAUGGAACAAGAGAAAAAGGAGUACAGAAAGAAUCGAGAGCUAGAGAAGGAAAAAGAGAGAGAACGGGAAAAGGAGAAGGAGCGAGAGAGGGAGAAGUUGGCCAUGGAGAGGAUGGCGAUGGAAAGAUGGCGCCUGGAGGGAGACCACAGGCCAAGUUCAGAAGAAGUUGUCCGACCUAGAACGCGGGAGGAGUAUGAUUACCAGAAGCAGAGGAACCACAACAAGCCUACUAGGCCUCCACAGCCUCGUGCACAUGACUAUGAGAAUGUGAACUCUGGCUAUGGCUAUUCAGACCAUCCUGUUCCUCCCCGAGCUCCUACCAGACCAGACGCUGCUUACAAAGGUGCCUAUUACAGGCGGUGACUCAGGCUCUCUGCCAAGUCCAGACAUGCUGUCAGUCCUCCUUCGUCCUCCGUCUUUAAUUUAUCUUUUUGUUUUCAACCAUUCACACUCUGUUGACCAAAAGCCUUGGGACAAUCUAAUGAGUUGGAUGUUUUUUUUGUUCCUUACCCUCCAAAGUUGGCCCAGAGUUCAACAAGUGGUGCUGGAACCACAAUCAACCUUUUUUUUUUAUUUUGUUGUACAUGAUGAUUUAAUAUAAAAAUUUCUUUAAACUGACACCACAUAAAAAGCCAAAAUAGCAGCCCUGUGACAUAAUCUCCCAUGAUUCUUAGCUGUUAAAAUGGAGGAUUCGGCUCCUCACCUACUGUGGUUGUGUGCUGAUGUUCGUCCCAUGUGUGGACCAUGCCAUCACAAGGGCUUAAGGCCUCUGCUGGAAACAACUAUGUGCAAUCUCAAUAAUCCUCGUGACUUCUUCAUGGGAUGUGCCUGUCUGCUCCAUCAUGGCUGCCAAAGUGUCUUACAUUGCAACAUGGCAGCUGCUUUGUUACACCCAUGCGCCCUGCAGUUCUGCUCUCUUUCUCACUCUGCCAUCAGCAGGGGGAUGCAUUUCUGUUUCUUUAUCCAGAGAAGACAAAAAAUAAGCCUUUAUCAACAUGCUGGUAGUUUUUGACACCUUUUUCCAGUGCAGAGGAGGCGGAGCUUUGUGAUGAUCCAUGGGUUUUUUAUUGGCUGUAGGCUGUCUUUUUUGUUUUCUUUUUACUUGUGAGGAGAUUGUUUUAACCCAUCACCCUUAAACUGAAGUGGAUGGAUGAUACUGUGUUGAACUCACUGUUUUUAUGUGCAUGCUUACUGAAAGUGUACAACUGUGUACAUGCAUUUCAGCUCUGUAUCAAGGCUCCCUUUUUUGGCGUCAAAAAGGGCUACAGCCAUAGAAAGCCAAAACUCCUUUCCUAGUGAAUGAAGUUAAUGUUACCUUAUUCUGCUGUACAAUAUAUCACUUUUCUGCAACUUUUUCAUAUCAUUUACAAACCAAGUCUUGGCCUAUAAAUAGACACUUUUCAAAUGAAAUGCAUGUACAUUGCUUGUCUGUUGUCAAAUCUGAAUUCAUGCUUGUGCUUAUGGCUCAAAUGUAGUCUUAUUGAUUUAUUUAAAUGUAAAUAUACAUGUUUUUAAGUUUUUUUGUACUCAUGCUACCAAAUAUCAUUCCUCGUCAUGGAAAUCCAAAAGUCUUUCUUUCAUCCCUUCUUAUGUCCAUUCUUUGUUCAGAAAAAGGGAGCCAUAUAAAUAUAUAUAUUUUUUUUAUACCACAUUUUCCCAUUGUUCCUUUAAUUUCCAUUCCCCAAAGCUUUCCUGCUGUCACUUCCAGUCCUCUUCUCUUUGUCUCAAACUCAACAGCAGACAUCACUUCCUGCCUGCAGAAAAAGCAAACACUCUCACAAUAGAAGAGCAAUCUGGAUGGAGGAAAGUCAUUCAUGGGGUCAGCUAUAAAACUUCACUUCUUAAAGGACUUUUACUGCUCUGGUAUCUAUUAUUUUUGUUCAUAUUGAAUAAGGAUGAAAAGGAAAAUAGAGAAGCACAUUCAUCUUCAAAUGGAUUCAAUCUUGCUGCAUUCAGGUUCUUAUGUUGUAUAAAUAUUGCUGAAAUCAGCUCCUAGAAUAAUUCCCUUCCUGUUUGGAGUUCUGAAAAUGUUCACUUUUCUUAACCUAGGUGUGAGAUGUUUGUGCUGCUGAGGACGGGCAUGCAGAAUUAGAAUACGGCGUGCUAAAUGCCAGACAGAUUGAGAUUUGUGCCAAUGUUUUUAGUGUUUUCAGGGACUUAAAAAUGGGAAAAGCUUAAAGUAGUUGUGAAUGUGGCAGAGCUACCACACCCAAGAAGUGGGAUUUAUAAUUUAUUCUUUGGUGGGAGCACCACCUUGUGGACAUGGUGACAAUUGCCUGGCAAACAAGUAUCAAGCAUCUUUGUGUAUUUGUGGAUGUUGUGCAUCAGACGUUACUUUGGAAUUGAGUGUUGUCUUCAUCAAACAUCUAGUGUUAUUUUUUUUAAUGCCAGGGCUUGUAUGCAAUCGACCAAUCAUGAAUCAACACAUACUGUACAUGUAUGUGUUGGCACUUGCUGUAACAGAACUUUUUUUAAGUAAAAUGAAUUAAGUUGCUUUUACCUAUUGCAUCUCAAAAUGUAAUAAAAUGUAUCA
Messenger RNA from Cheilinus undulatus (humphead wrasse), 4241 nucleotides. RefSeq names its product coiled-coil domain containing 50a (gene ccdc50a). Gene Ontology annotation, cellular component: cytoplasm. The transcript is spliced from 12 exons. Gene Ontology annotation, molecular function: ubiquitin protein ligase binding. The record is from RefSeq and is a predicted model, not a curated record. Bases 209 to 2071 code for a protein of 620 amino acids. Lineage: Eukaryota; Metazoa; Chordata; Actinopteri; Labriformes; Labridae.